This is a messenger RNA of Drosophila subpulchrella, 1138 nucleotides long. It is a transcript of the gene RfC3, whose product is annotated as replication factor C subunit 5. Bases 104 to 1102 code for a protein of 332 amino acids. Gene Ontology annotation, cellular component: DNA replication factor C complex; nucleus. The transcript is spliced from 6 exons. Gene Ontology annotation, molecular function: DNA binding; ATP hydrolysis activity; ATP binding. Gene Ontology annotation, biological process: DNA repair; DNA-templated DNA replication. The record is from RefSeq and is a predicted model, not a curated record. Lineage: Eukaryota; Metazoa; Arthropoda; Insecta; Diptera; Drosophilidae.
UUGACAUUAAUCGAACUAUCGCUUUUUGCCGGCAUUCCUGCGUCGAAAUCGGCUUGUGUCCCCAGACCUUUUGCACUUUUAAAGAAAUAAACAAUUUGUAGCAAUGACGGACACUAGUGGACCUGCAGUGCGCAUGCCCUGGGUUGAGAAAUAUCGUCCAAGUGGCUUAGAAGACUUGAUAUCACACGAAGAAAUAAUAUCAACAAUCACCCGCUUUAUAAGUCGCAAGCAAUUGCCCCAUUUACUUUUUUACGGUCCACCUGGCACGGGAAAAACGAGCACAAUAUUGGCGUGCGCCCGUCAACUUUACUCGCCGCAGCAGUUCAAGUCCAUGGUUUUGGAGCUCAAUGCCUCGGAUGACCGAGGAAUCGGAAUUGUGCGAGGUCAGAUCCUUAACUUUGCCUCCACGCGUACCAUAUUCUGCGACACAUUCAAACUGAUCAUUCUGGACGAGGCCGAUGCCAUGACCAACGAUGCCCAGAACGCUCUGCGUCGUAUCAUCGAGAAAUAUACGGACAACGUGCGGUUCUGUGUGAUUUGCAAUUAUCUGAGUAAAAUCAUUCCGGCCCUGCAGUCGCGUUGUACCCGCUUCCGAUUCGCCCCAUUAUCUCAGGAUCAGAUGAUGCCCCGCCUUGAAAAAAUCAUUGAAGCUGAAGCCGUUCAGAUAACUGAGGAUGGAAAACGGGCUCUACUUACUCUGGCAAAAGGCGAUAUGAGAAAGGUCCUGAACGUUCUGCAAAGUACCGUGAUGGCAUUUGAUAAGGUCAACGAGGACAACGUCUACAUGUGCGUGGGCUAUCCGUUGAGGCAGGACAUCGAACAGAUUUUAAAGGCCCUGCUUUCUGGCAGCAGCUUGGAGGACUCGUUUAAAACGGUCGAAAGUGCAAAGUAUGCUAGAGGUCUCGCUUUGGAAGACAUCAUAACCGAACUGCAUUUGUUUGUUAUGAGGCUUGAACUGCCAAUGUCCGUCAUGAACAAACUUAUUGUCAAGCUGGCACAAAUCGAAGAACGAUUGGCCAAAGGAUGUACUGAAGUUGCCCAAACGGCUGCCCUGGUGGCCGCCUUCUUCAUUUGCCGGGAUAUGGUAUCAAUGGAGAAGUAAUGCAAAUGUAGUUUACAACAGUAGUAUAAACAUAUU